Ceratotherium simum simum (southern white rhinoceros) is the source of this 2670-nucleotide messenger RNA. RefSeq names its product prolyl 3-hydroxylase 3 (gene P3H3). Gene Ontology annotation, cellular component: endoplasmic reticulum. The record is from RefSeq and is a predicted model, not a curated record. NCBI's taxonomy places the organism in Eukaryota, Metazoa, Chordata, Mammalia, Perissodactyla, Rhinocerotidae. Gene Ontology annotation, biological process: collagen metabolic process. Gene Ontology annotation, molecular function: L-ascorbic acid binding; protein binding; procollagen-proline 3-dioxygenase activity.
AUCUCGCCUUCCUUUCCCCUCCCUUUCCUCUCUCUCCCUUUCCGCUCCCCCAUUUCCUUUCAGCCGGCCGGCGGCUUUGGCACCAUGCUCCGGCUCCUCCGGUUGCUGCUGUUACUGCUGCUGCUGCCCCCUCCUGGGUCCCCCGAACCCCCCGGCCUGACCCCGCUGUCCCCGGGGGCGCCCCCUCAGGCCCCCGACUUGCUCUAUGCCGAUGGGCUGCGCGCCUACGCGGCCGGGGCUUGGGCGCCGGCUGUGGCUCUGCUGCGGGAGGCACUGCGGAGCCAGGCGGCGCUGGGCCGCGCGCGGCGGGACUGCGGGGCGCACUGUGCGGCCGAGCCGGGCGCCGCGCUCCCCGCCGUGCUCCUUGACGCCCCGGGGCCUGACUCUGGGCCGGGACCGGCGCAGGGGGCCUGGGAGCGGCUGCUCCUCCGGGGCGUGCUCCGCCGCGCCGAGUGCCUGACCCAGUGCGGGGCGCAGAAGCUGGGCCCCGGGGGCGCGGCGCGGCUGCGCGUGGGGAGCGCGAUCCGGGACGCCUUCCGCCGCCGGGAGCCCUACAACUACCUGCAGAGGGCCUACUACCAGCUGAAGAAGUUGGACCUGGCAGCAGCUGCAGCACACACCUUCUUUGUAGCAAACCCAACACACCUGCAGAUGCGGGAGGACAUGGCUAAGUACAGACGUAUGUCCCGGGUUCGGCCCCAGAGCUUCCGGGACCUGGAGACACCCCCAUACUGGGCAGCCUAUGACACUGGCCUGGAGCUCCUGGGGCGCCAGGAGGCAGGACUGGCAGUGCCCAAGCUAGAGGAGGCCCUGCAGGAGAGCCUGGCACAGAUGGAGAGCUGCCGGGCAGGCUGUGAGGGGCCUGAGGAGCAGCAGAGGGAGGAAGAGGAGGAGGAAGGGGCUGGGAGGCAGGGGGGCCUCUAUGAGGCCAUUGCAGCGCACUGGAUUCAGGUCCUGCAGUGCCGGCAGCGCUGUGUGGGGGACACAGCCACACGUCCUGGUCGCAGCUUCCCUGUCCCUGACUUCAUUCCCAGCCAGCUGAAGCGGCUGCAUGAGGCGUAUGCUCAAGUGGGGAAUCUGUCCCAGGCUGUGGAAAAUAUCCUGAGUGUCCUGCUCUUCUACCCGGAGGAUGAGGCUGCCAAGAAGGCUCUGAACCAGUACCAGGCCCAGCUGGGAGAACCGAGACCUGGCCUCAGGCCGAGAGAGGACAUCCAGCGCUUCGUCCUUCGAUCUCUGGGGGAGAAGAGACAGCUCUACUAUGCCAUGGAGCACCUGGGGGCCACCUUCGAGGACCCUGAUCCCUGGACCCCGGCGGCUUUCAUCCCUGAGGCUCUCAGAGAAAAGCUCAGAGAGGAUCAAGAGAAGAGGCCGUGGGACCAGCAGCCUCCACAGCCGAAGCCCUUGACUCACUGGAAGGAUGUCCUCCUCCUGGAGGGAGUAACCCUGACCCAGGAUGCGAGACAGCUGAAUGGGUCGGAGCGAGCGGUGUUGGACGGGCUGCUCACCCCAGCCGAGUGCGGGCUGCUGCUGCAGCUGGCCAAGGACGCAGCUGAGGCUGGAGCCAGGUCUGGCUAUCGAGGCCGCCGCUCCCCUCACACCCCCCAUGAACGCUUUGAGGGGCUCACAGUGCUCAAGGCUGCGCAGCUGGCUCGGGCUGGGGCUGUGGGCAGUCAGGGCGCUAAGCUGCUUCUGGAGGCAAGCGAGCGUGUGCGGACCCUGACGCAGGCCUACUUCUCCCCGGAACGGCCCCUGCACCUUUCCUUCACCCACCUGGUAUGCCGCAGUGCCAUAGAAGGAGAGCAGGAGCAGCGCAUGGACCUGAGUCACCCGGUGCAUGCUGACAACUGCGUCCUGGACCCUGACACCGGAGAGUGCUGGCGGGAGCCGCCAGCCUACACCUAUCGAGACUACAGUGGAGUCCUCUACCUCAACGAUGACUUUCAGGGCGGGGACCUGUUCUUCACAGAGCCCAAUGCCCUCACUGUCAAGGCUCAGGUUCGUCCUCGCUGCGGACGCCUCGUGGCCUUCAGCUCCGGUGGGGAGAAUCCCCACGGUGUGUGGGCCGUGACACGGGGACGGCGCUGCUCCCUGGCACUGUGGCACACGUGGGCACCUGAGCACAGGGAGCAGGAGUGGACAGAAGCCAAAGAGCUGCUGCAGGAGCCAGAGGAGGAGGAGGAAAUGCCCAGCAGAGACCCUGCCCCAGAACCCCCCAGCCGCAGGCUCCAGCGGGUCCAGGACAAGGCUGGGAAGCCGCCUCGGGUCCGAGAGGAGCUUUGAGGGACUGAGCCAGCUCCUUGGGGAUGUGGCCACUUGACUUGUGAAGGGCUGCUUUGAGGCCAGGACCCAUGAGAAGCCCCCAUGUGACAGGAGCAGAACAGCGAGCUCUCUUGCCCUGCACCCCCACCAUCUUGGGACUCACAAGAGCCGUCUAGCCCUGAACUCAGAGGACACUGCAUGGACUAGCCUAGAGCUCACCAGGCCUGGGGAGCCACUCCUGGCCCCAGCUGAUGGACCUCCAGCCCUAAGACAGACAGAGGACACGAUGCUUCCCUGGGAAGAACUGUCAGGGGGCAGGGCCUGACGGCCUUAAAUGAGGAGGAUGAGAGGGGAGGAUACCCCACUGCCCUCUCCAAGCUUGUCAAUAAAGAACAUGAAGACCCCUCAGCC